Molecule: messenger RNA, 3180 nt
Organism: Moesziomyces antarcticus
Lineage: Eukaryota; Fungi; Basidiomycota; Ustilaginomycetes; Ustilaginales; Ustilaginaceae
Product: WD40 repeat-like protein
Exons: 1
Coding region: 1-3180 (1059 amino acids)
Biological process (GO): maturation of SSU-rRNA
Cellular component (GO): small-subunit processome; Pwp2p-containing subcomplex of 90S preribosome
Molecular function (GO): snoRNA binding; protein binding
Source: RefSeq, a predicted model, not a curated record
AUGGUGCGCUCCUACCUUCGCCACGAGCCCACCUCGGCCUUCGGCCUGGUCUGUUCGGCAUCGUCCAACUCGAUCCUCGACCCAGACACAAAGACGGCUUUCGUCCCUGCUCUCGAGGACGUGCUCGUCUGGGACGUGCGUAGAGGUACGCUCCUCGCCACUUGGCACGAGACCGGACACCGCUCCAAAGUCACCGCCCUCGCCAGGUCGCCCACCGACCCAGACACCUUCGCCGUCGGCUACGAGGACGGCAGCAUUCGACUGUGGUCCGCAGAGACCAAUUCCACAUCGGUCACUUUCAACGGCCACAAGAAAGCCGUCAUUGCUCUCACCUUUGAUCCACAAGGCUUGAGGGUCGCCAGCGCCAGUCUUGACACCGACAUCAUCCUGUGGGAUCUGGUCGCGGAGACCGGUCUCUUCCGUUUGCGCGGUCACCGCGACGCUGUCACUGCCAUCGCCUUUGUCCAGACACCCAGCCGUAUCCAAGAUCGAGACGGCGCAUCGUCCUCGGCCGCAGUCCACACCCAGCCCGACGCCGCAGGCUACCUGCUCAGCACAUCCAAGGACGGCCUGCUCAAGCUCUGGGACCUCUCGCUCCAGCACUGCAUCGAGACGGUCGUUCACGGCUCGGGCGAGAUCUGGAGUCUGGGUGUCUCGCAGGACGUUCCACUUGCCAUGCAGGCAAGCAAAGGAGCCGGCGCAGAGGAUGACGACGCCGCCGACACCGACGGCGCUGCCGACGGAAGCGCUCUCGUUCUCACGGGAAGUUCCGACGGCGACAUGCGCGUCUGGGAGAUCUCGGCACAGGCUCUCUCGCGCGGCCUUCAGGCUGCCGAUGCUGCUGACCCCUCAGCUGCCGCAUCUACCGCAAAGUUCCUCGUCCCGCGUGGAUCGAUUCCACUCUCGGGCAAGCAUCGCGUCACCCAGAUCGAAUUCUGCGGUGUUCCGCGUCGCCACAACGGCACCGCGAGUGCCGCUUCCACGCAAGGGCAGGGUUACAUCGCCGUCUCCAGCACCGACAAGGCGGUGCAGGUGUUCCGACUGCGCUCGACACAGGAGAUGACCAAGAAGAUGGAGCGAAGGCGCAAGCGAAACAAGGAGAAGGCCGACAAGAAGCGCGCAAAGGAAGGCGCCAAUGCGGCGGCGACCGAUGCUUCCCUUGAGGCAGGCUCCGAUCAGGUCACCUGGGCCGAUCGCAUCGAGGCCUACACCAAUGUUCGACCCGCUGCGGGCAAGCUGCGCAGCUUCUCCCUCGUCACUCCGUCCUCCAACAAGUUUGCGCUCAGUCUGCUGUGUGCCCUUUCGUCCAACGCGCUCGAGAUCUACAGCGUCCCGUCGCCGCCUCGCUCCAAGGCCGAGAAGGCCAACCCGAUCGAGGCUGUGCUCGCAAGUGCACUCGAGGCGCCGGGCCACCGAUCCGACAUCCGUGCAGUCGCGCUGUCUUCCGACGACAAUCUUCUGGCGUCUGCUUGUGGCGCAGGCCAACUCAAGAUCUGGAAUGUCAAGACGGGCCGAUGCGUCCGCACGCUUCCGUGUGGCUAUGCGCUCUCCGUUGCCUGGCUGCCGGGAGACCAGCACGUGCUGGUGGGAUGCAAGGACGGCACGCUGCGCAGCUUCGACGUGCGUGCCGGCAUCGCCGUCGAGACGCUCGAUGCGCAUCAGGGUCCACUGUGGAGCGUAGCCAUCCAGCCCGAUGGCCUCGGCUGCGUCUCGGCCAGCGCCGACAAGGAAGUCAAGUUUUGGGAGUUCGAGAUGCAGGUCCCCGAGGCAGAUGGCGACUCGGACGAUUCCGACGACGCCGCUCCAGCCAAUGGCCAGAACGGCGCAGCGAAGCCACAGUCACCACCGCAGCUGGCGCUGGUGCACGUGCGCACGCUCAAGAUGACCGACGACGUGCUGUGUGCACGCUUCUCGCCCAACGGCAAGCUGCUCGCGCUCUCGCUGCUCGACAACACCGUCAAGGUCUUUUUCGCCGACUCGCUCAAGUUCUUCCUCUCGCUCUAUGGUCACAAAUUGCCCGUGCUCGCGCUCGACAUUUCGGCGGACAGCAAGCUGUGCGUCACCGUGUCGGCCGACAAGAACGUCAAGAUCUGGGGCCUCGACUUUGGCGACUGCCACAAGUCGAUCUUUGCGCACAACGAGAGCAUCAUGGGCGUCGCAUUCGAGCGCGGCCAGCAAGGCGGCGGUCUCAUGGGUGGACGCCAGGGCGACUCGCACCACUUUUGGACCGUGGGCAAGGAUGGGCUGUUGAAGCACUGGGACGGCGAUCGCUUCCAGAUGAUCCAGCAGCUCGAGGGCCACCACGGCGAGAUCUGGGCCGUGGCGCCCGGCCACAGCGGCAAGGUGGUGGUGACCGCAGGAGCGGAUCGAUCGAUCAGGACAUGGGAGAAGACCGACGAGCCGUUGUUCUUGGAGGAGGAACGCGAGCGAGAGAUGGAGCGUGCCUUCGAGAGCGCUGGUCAGACUAGGCAGGAUGACGAAAGAGCGAUCGGAUCGUUGGCAGACGGUGCGGACCCGGACGCGGAAGGUGCGGCAGGACCGGAAGCGACAGCAGUCUCCAAGAGCACCACCGAGACCAUGAUGGCGGGCGAGAGGUUGGUCGAAGCACUUGAUGUUGCGGAUGCAGACAUCGCCGCGCGCACCGCCGCACGCGCUGCGGGCCAGGCCGAACCUGCGUUCCAUGCGCUCAUCAUGGCCGAGUUCGAAACUCCCCGCGGUGGCCUGAAUGUCGACCAGGACAUUACUGCGCAAAAGUACGUUCUGCGCGUCGCGGAGAAGAUUCUGCCCGCCCAGCUCGACGAUGCGCUGCUGGUGCUGCCUUUUGACAAGGUGCUUUCGCUCAUGCGCUUCCUGGACUACUGGGCACGCAAGAGCUGGAACAUUCCGCUCGUCUCGCGCAUCCUCUUCUUCCUCCUCAGGACGCACCACAACCAGAUCGUCUCGAACCGCAUCAUGCGUCCCACGCUCAUCGAUCUCAAGGCGCAUCUCUACGCCGCGCUCGAGCGCCAGAAGGAAACGAUCGGAUUCAACCUGGCCGCACUCAAGUUCAUCAAGUCCCAACACACCGCCAACAAGACUGCCGAGAUCUACGAGCGCGACGGCAUCGACCUCGGCGACCACGCUGUCCAGGCCAAAAUCAACGACAAGGCACCCAGGAAACGCAAGCUCCUCGUCGCUUGA